AUGACUGACCUCGCAACGAAGGAGCUGAAGCAUCCAGUCGACAUUGCUGAGUAUCUUUUUACACGGCUACACCAGAUCGGAAUACGGUCAAUUCAUGGAGUGCCAGGUGAAAUUCUCUGCGCAAUUGGUCUCUUGAAUCGACCAUCUAACGACCCCCAGGGGACUACAACCUUGUCGCUCUCGACUACGUCUCAAAAUGUGGUAUGCAAUCAGCUCAGCCGAAUCGUUCAUGAUGAGAGAGAAAUGACCGGCAAGAAUCAAGGCUACGCUGCCGAUGGCUAUGCCCGUAUCAACGGGAUAUCAGCCCUGAUGACGACCUUUGGAGUGGGAGAGCUAUCUGCCCUGAAUGCCGUUGCCGGCGCAUUUUCUGAGUUUGUGCCGAUUGUCCAUAUCACCGGUCAGCCAAGCACAGUUUCCCAGAAAGAUGGCAUGCUCCUCCACCACACGCUUGGGAACGGCGACUACAAUGUUUUCGCCAACAUGAGUUCUGGCAUCUCAUGUGCCGUAGCCAGACUAAACGAUCCUCACCAAGCUGCAGUUUAUAUCGAUAGCGCAUUACGGGAAUGCUGGAUUCGAAGCCGCCCGGUUUAUAUCGCUCUGCCCACUGACCUUGUCGAAAAGAAAGUGGACGGGGAGCGUUUGAAGCAACCAAUUGAUCUGAGCCCGCCACCAAACGAGGAAGAGAAGGAAGAAUACGUUGUGGAUGUGGUCCUGAAAUAUCUUCAUGCUGCAAAGAAUCCAGUCAUCCUCGUCGAUGCGUGUGCCAUUCGCCAUCGCGUUCUGGCCGAGGUCCACGAGUUGGUCAAGAAAUCCGGGUUGCCUACGUUUGUGGCUCCCAUGGGAAAAGGUGCAGUGGACGAAACUCUUCCUAAUUACGGCGGCGUGUACGCCGGCGACGGAUCCAAUGCAGGCGUAAGGGACCGGGUUGAGUCCUCUGAUUUGAUUCUCAGUAUUGGCGCUAUCAAAUCCGACUUCAAUACCACCGGAUUCACUUACCGCAUUGGGCGUAUGAACUCUGUUGAUUUUCACAGCAAUUAUACUAGUGUGCGCUAUUCCGAAUACCCGGGAGUAGGAAUGAAAGGUGUCCUUCAAAAGGUGGUGCAACGCAUGGGAAAGGUAAAUAUUGCUCCUGGACCUGAAUUGAAAAACGAACCACACGAGGAUCCUAGUGCGUCGAAACCCACUAUCACCCACGAGUGGUUUUGGCCGACUGUGGGCAAAUGGCUUCAGGAAAAUGAUAUCGUCAUCACCGAAACCGGAACCGCGAACUUCGGCAUUUGGGAGACCAGGUUUCCAAAGGGCGUUACGGCCAUUAGUCAGGUUCUCUGGGGCAGCAUCGGCUAUUCCCUUGGUGCUUGCCAGGGCGCUGCACUCGCCACACAGGAGAAAGGGAAUCGUCGGACGAUUCUGUUUAUCGGAGAUGGUAGCUUCCAGCUGACUGUCCAGGAGCUGAGCACUAUGAUCAGAAAUAACCUUACGCCCAUCAUUUUCGUGAUCUGCAAUGAGGGCUAUACCAUUGAGCGGUAUAUCCACGGCUGGAACAGUAGAUAUAAUGAUAUCCAAGAGUGGAGGUUCAAGGACUUGGUGCCCGCCUUUGGAGCCAAACCAGACCAAUACAAAACUUACCAAAUUCGAACAAAACAAGAAUUGAUUGGGCUAUUCGACAAUAAAGAGUUUUCGGCCGCGCAAAAGUUGCAGCUUGUGGAAUUGUAUAUGCCUAAAGAAGACGCACCCGCUGCGCUGAGAUUAACCGCAGAGGCAUCAGCGAGGAGAAACGCAACAUAA
Uncinocarpus reesii 1704 is the source of this 1785-nucleotide messenger RNA. Its product is annotated as pyruvate decarboxylase. The transcript has 4 exons. The coding region runs from base 1 to 1785 and encodes 594 amino acids. The record is from RefSeq and is a predicted model, not a curated record. Gene Ontology annotation, molecular function: thiamine pyrophosphate binding; magnesium ion binding; carboxy-lyase activity. Lineage: Eukaryota; Fungi; Ascomycota; Eurotiomycetes; Onygenales; Onygenaceae.